This is a messenger RNA of Poecile atricapillus (Black-capped chickadee), 1947 nucleotides long. RefSeq names its product NOP9 nucleolar protein (gene NOP9). Gene Ontology annotation, cellular component: 90S preribosome; nucleolus; preribosome, small subunit precursor. Lineage: Eukaryota; Metazoa; Chordata; Aves; Passeriformes; Paridae. The transcript is spliced from 10 exons. Bases 123 to 1925 code for a protein of 600 amino acids. The record is from RefSeq and is a predicted model, not a curated record. Gene Ontology annotation, biological process: endonucleolytic cleavage in ITS1 to separate SSU-rRNA from 5.8S rRNA and LSU-rRNA from tricistronic rRNA transcript (SSU-rRNA, 5.8S rRNA, LSU-rRNA); endonucleolytic cleavage in 5'-ETS of tricistronic rRNA transcript (SSU-rRNA, 5.8S rRNA, LSU-rRNA); ribosomal small subunit export from nucleus. Gene Ontology annotation, molecular function: RNA binding.
AAACCCCGGCGUGGGGCGGGGCAAUGCUUGAUUGACACGUCGCGAGGGGCGUGGCCAACGAAACCUCGCGAGGUUUCCCGAGACUUCGGCGCCGUUCCCGCCCUUUUCCCCGCCCGCCCAAAAUGGCGGCGCACACGGGGUCCCCCCCCGGGCCGGAGCUGUCGCGACAGCGGCGACAGGCGGGGCCUCGCCUCGAUCCCGACACCGCCGAGUAUUUCCGGAGGGCCCUGGAGACGCUGGAGGAGGGGCUGAGCGAGGAGGAGCUCGCCCUCUUCACCCCCAACGUCCUCUCGGAGGCCGCCCUGGCCUCCCCCGCGCUGGCCCUGACCCCCCUGGGCUGCCGCCUCCUCCUCCUCCUCCUCCCCCGCGCCCCCCCCUCCGCCCUGCCCCCGUUUCUGGGGGCCCUGCCGGGGGUCCCCACCCACCCCCGGGGGUCCCGGGUGCUGCAGGCGGCGCUGGGGAGGAUCCCGGGGGUCCUGGGGGAGGCUCCGGGGCUCCUGGAGGAGCCGCUGGCCCGGCUGGCCCGGGAGGUGGCCACGGAGCCGGGGGGCUUGGCCAGGGACCCCAACGGGAGCUUCGUGCUCAGGGCGCUGCUGGGGGUGCUGGGGGGCACCGGCGACGCAGUCCCUCCCCCCGAGGGGGCGGAGCCAAAGGUGAAGAAGGCGUGGCCACCACAAAAGGGGGUGUGGCCACUGCAGAAGGAGGCGUGGCCACCACAGAAGGGGGCGGAGCUUCCGGCCUCAUUCCGCCCCCUGCUGGAGGAGCUGGCCGAGGGAUUGGAGCGGGAAAUGCCGAGUUUGCUGGCCCCGCCCUGCGCCAGCCUCUGCCUGCAGGGGGCGCUGUUCGCCCUCCACCGCAGCCAAUCACCGUCCUGCUCCCGCUUCUGCCGCGCCCUGAUUGGCUGCCUCGCCCGCCACGGCCCCGCCCACCCCCAGAGCCCGCUGCUGACGUCACUGCAGGACCCCGCCCGGUCCCGCCUCCUGGAGGCGGCCAUGACGGUCCUGGACCCCCCGGGGCUCCGCGAGCUCUUCCGGGGUCACCUGCGGGGUCACCUGAGGGGCGUGGCCUCGCACCGAGUGGCCAAUCACGGCCUGCAGAGGCUCCUGGACCACGCCCCCGAGGACGUGGUGGAGGAGGCGCUGUCGGAGCUGGGCCCCGCCCUCCAGGAGCCGCUGGCCCGGGGCCACCCCGGGGUGGUCGUGGCGCUGUUGGGGGCGGCCCAGAGACACCCCCGGCUCCAGGGGGCGGCGCUGCGCUGGCUCUUCCAGGCCCUGCGCUGUUGGGACCCCCCCCACCACCCCCAUUGCGUCACCGCCCUGGCCCAGCUCCGCCCCCUUGGGGGCGGGGACAGCGACGAGAAGGCGGAGCCUGAGGGAAAAGGGGCGGAGCUUGAGGGAAAAGGGGCGGAGCCUGAGGUAAAAGGGGCGGAGCCUGAGGCAAAAGGGGCGGAGCCACAUCCCUUUCCCAUCCCCACGCUCUGGGGGUCCCUGGCCCUGCAGCUGCUGCUGAGUUUCGGGGACCCCUCCCCAAUUUGGGGCUCCCUGGGGUCUCUGCCCCCCCCGGCCCUGCUGGGCCUGGCCCGGAGCCCCCCCGGGAGCCGAAUUUGGGAUUCGAUUUUGGGGUCCCCGGGGGCCCCUCCCCGCGCCCGGCGCCGCCUCCUGCGCAAGCUCCAGGGCCACUGGCCAUCGCUGGCUCGGGAUCGCAGCGGGAGCCGAGUCCUGGACGCCGCCUGGGCCAGCGGCCGCCCCCGGCAACGAGCCCGGAUGGCCGAGGAGCUGGCCCCCCACCUCCCCGAUCUCCUCCGGGACCCCCUUGGCCGCGGCGUCGCCCGGAAUUUGGGGCUGGAGCUUUUCAAGAAGGAUCCGGAAAAGUGGGCGGAGCUCCAGAGGGGGGCGGGGCUCGGGGGGCGUGGCCUGAUCCUCUGACCCCGCCCCCUCCCCACCCAAA